Messenger RNA from Nezara viridula (southern green stink bug), 5825 nucleotides. The record is from the annotation of a GenBank genome assembly. Lineage: Eukaryota; Metazoa; Arthropoda; Insecta; Hemiptera; Pentatomidae.
GGUAUUUUCAGGUUGAUUCUAGGCGGUUGGAAAAGAACUUAAGAUUAUUGUUAAAGUAUUUGUUUUAUAGUGAUAUUGACAUAAUUUAAAGUGUGCAUUUAAGUUUCGAUUUACAAUGGAUGAAGAAGACUACACCAAAUUAACAGUUGAAGAUGCUUGUGUUCACAAGGUGUGGAAAGCUAGGCUUGUAGGAUAUGAAGGUGCUGCCAAACAUUUCCAACAAAUUGAAGAUGAAAAAUCCCCUGAAUGGAAUAAAUAUACUGGAUUAGUUAAAAAGUUUGUGGUUGAUAGUCACGCUCUUUGCCAAGAAAAAGGGUUAGAAGCAGUUCUAAUAUUUGUUGAGAACUGUGGUAAUGCUGGACGUACAACUGGAGAUGUAGUUUCUGGAAUAAUUCAAAAAUGUUUAGCUGCUCCAAAAGCCCGGACUAGGGAGUUAGCAGUUCAGAUAAUUUUAAUGUAUAUUGAAAUAGAGAAAUAUGAAAUAGUUUAUGAAGAAUUAAUUAAAGGAACUGAAUCUAAAAAUCCAAAAGUUGCUGCUGCAUGUGUUCAUGUUCUCGCUCAGUCUUUGAAAGAAUUUGGAUGUAAAAUUAUUAAUGUAAGUAAAUUGAUGAAACGUGUACCAAGCCUUCUGGAAGAUAGGGAUGGUAAUGUUCGAUCGGAAACCAAGAUACUAGUUAGUGUAGUUUAUCACUGGUUAGGACCAGUCAUUAAACCACAGCUUACAGCAAUACUGAAACCAGCACAGUUGGCAGAAGUAGAAACUGAAUAUGAAAAAGUCAAAAAUACACCAGCAAAAGCAAGCAGACUUUUACGUUCUCAGCAGACUAAAAAAAUGGCUGUUUCUGGUGCAGAUGGCAUUGAUGGAGAUGUUGCGGAAACAGAAGAUGAAGAAUGUGCUGUUGAUGAAACAGACCCAUAUGAUCUACUUGAACCUGUUGAUAUUUUAAGUCAGCUUAAUAAAGAGUUCUAUACCAAAAUUGAAUCCAAAAAAUGGUCUGAUAGAAAAGAAGUCCUUGAAGAAUUUGAAAAACAGCUUGCUGCAACACCAAAGCUUGAGCCUGCAGAUUAUGGUGAAAUGUUGAGAACAUUAAAAAAGGUAAUAACUAAAGAUUCUAAUGUUGUUGUUGUUGGGAUUGCUAUUAAAUGUGUUACUGGUAUAGCCAAUGGUCUCAAGAAGAAAUUUCAUCAAUAUGUUGGUUUUAUUAUACCUGCACUCUUCGAGAAAUUUAAGGAAAAGAAACAAAACAUUGUUACAGCUCUUAGAGAUGCAGUUGAUGCUGUUUAUUUAACGACUAGUUUGGAAGCCAUCCAAGAAGAUAUUGUCACUAACUUAGAUAACAAAAAUCCCAGUGUCAAAUCAGAAAUCAGUGGAUUUCUCAGUCGUUGUUUUUCCAAGUCAACGCCUAAUAUCUUAACCAAAAAAUUGUUAAAAACACUUUGUAAAGGUUUGACCAAUGGACUCCGGGAUCAAGAUCCUGCUGUCCGUGACAAUUCUGCCCUCGCCUUAGGUACAGCUAUGAAAGUUGUAGGUGAGAAGACCAUUGGACCAUUUUUGGUUGAAAUUGAUCCACAAAUGCUUAAAAAGAUCAAGGAAUGUUGCGACAAAGCUGAAAUAUUAGUAAAACAACCUACUCAGAAAGUGAAUAAAGUGCCAAAAACUAAUACUGAGGAGGCUAAAGUAGAAAAACCAAGUUCUGGAAAAGCUAAAGUCAAUAAAAUAGGAACAGGAAAAAAUCAGCCUCUUAAGAAGGGCAAUGAAAUUCAGAUUAAGCCUCUUGAUCGAGAAGAUGCGUUAACUGAAGCAAAAUCAUUAUUUCCACCAGAAGUGUAUGAUGGUGCUUUGGAUAUGAACCCUGAAAAUAGAUUAGCUGCAUAUAACAGGAUUAAAGAGGUUAUCACAAACUUAAAUGUUGUUGAAGAGUCUGGACAGGCUUUACUGUCGUUGCUACAUGCCCAAAAUGCACAUGAUACUGAUGAACUUUUAUUGUGCCGAUUAGAACUUUUAAAAAGUGUUGCUGAAAUAUUUCCUUUACCUAGGAAUGAUUCAGCAUUUCUUGUUGAGUGUGGGAGACAGGCUUCUAGUCAUCCUGAUCCACUAGUACGUAAUGCUGGUCUAGCCUUGAUUGGUACUGUCCAUUUACAGAGUGAUAAUGAACCACUCAAAAAUAUAACGUCAGAAAAACCACAAAUGGGGGAAACCUUCAAGAGACCAACCAGUCGAGGUAACUCUCAAGCUAAUAGAGAAAAAGAAUCCAAUAAUGAAGUGGCAAAUGAAAUCACUCAUGAAAAAAACAAAGCUUCAGAUAGUAAAGCGAAGGUUGAUAUUAGUAAUCAGAUCACUGACCAGCUGGUUGCAGAAUUAGGAGAUAAGAAUUGGAAGGUACGAGCUGAAGCGGUGGCAAAAUUACAAGGUUUUAUUAAUUCUGCUCAGUCAAUAACUAGUAACCUUGGUGAAGCAGCUCCUGUUAUUGCAGCUAGAAUUUCCGAUAGUAAUACUAAAAUAUCUGCUAGUGCCAUUGCACUUGUCGAGUCACUAGCUCCUGCCAUGGGCCCAUCAUGUAAGCAGUAUGUUCGAAUUUUUCUCCCAGCAUUGAUGAAAGCAAUCGGGGACCCAAAAACAUGGAUUCGGUCUGCUGUAAUACCAUGCUUAAAUACAUGGGGUGAAGUAUGCGGAUUUAAAGAAUUUUUCGAAGGUGAAAUCAUUGCAGAAGCGCUUAAAACAGGAUCUCCUACAGUGAGAUCUGAAUUGUGGACUUGGCUGGCUGAUAAAUUACCAAACAUUCCUCCUAAAACAAUUCAAAAAGAAGAAUUAACAGCUUGUUUGCCUACUCUUUAUUCUAACUUGGAAGAUAGGAAUGCAGAUGUGAGAAAAAAUGCUUGUGAAGCCGUUUUAGGAUUCAUGUUACACCUUGGAUUCACCAAUAUGAUAAGAGCUUGUGAAAAUAUCAAAGGAUCUGGCGGUACACAAGUAAAGCAAAUUUUAGAAAAAACAAGAGGAAGUCUCCCUGUUCAACCGAUGAUUCAACCAAAAUCCUCAGUUGUAUCUAAUGAAAAAUCCAGUCGCCCUUCAACUGCAAAAUUGUCGCCUGGAUCUUCAGCUACAAUUACAAAGUCAAAGUCCAAGGGCAAUAUACCAUCCUCUAAAUCAAGCACAAGCUUGAGGAAAAAGGAGGAAGAAAAUGAUGGAGGUCCUUUGUUGCAAGUGAAUCCUCUGAAGACCCAAAGGGUUAUUGAUGAACAAAAAUUGAAGACUCUUCGUUGGAACUUUGUUACGCCAAGGACAGAAUUCUUUGAUCUUCUUCGAGAACAGAUGAUAGUUGCAAAUGUCAAUAAAACACUUGUUGCUCAUAUGUUUCACAAUGACUUCAGAUACCACAUUCGUGCUAUUGAUGCAUUAACUGAGGAUUUACCUUUAAACAAAGAAGCUUUAAUAUCUAAUUUAGAUUUAAUAUUACGUUGGAUGACUCUCAGGUUCUUUGAUACUAAUCCAUCAGUACUAUUAAAAGGAUUAGAAUACUUAAACUUGGUUUUUAGUGUUCUUAUCGAAGAAGAAUACAGUAUGAUGGAUAGUGAAGCAUCAUCCUUUUUUCCCUACCUAAUACUUAAAGUUGGCGACCCUAAAGAUACCGUUCGAAAUAGUGUGCGUGCUAUUUUAAAACAGAUUAGUGCUGUUUAUCCUGUGAGUAAACAAUUCUUUUAUGUCAUGGAGGGUCUGAAGUCCAAAAAUGCCCGGCAGCGAUCAGAAUGUUUGGAGCAAUUAAGCUGGUUAAUUGAAAAUUAUGGUGUGUCUGUUUGUAAUCCAAGUCCAGCAGGUGCUUUGAAAGAAAUAGCAAAGCAAAUAGCUGAUCGUGAUACAUCAGUCAGAAAUGCUGCACUCAAUUGUGUUGUCACAGCUUAUUUUCUUGAAGGGGAAAAAACAUUAAAAUGGGUUGGCCAGAUAUCCGAAAAGGAUAUGUCACUGCUAGAAGAAAGAAUUAAAAGAGCUGCUAAAAGUCGACCUCUGAAUACUGUCAAACCAUUAGUAGUUGUUCCUGAGGCUGAGAUACAAACUGAGAUUCGCACUUUAGAACCAUCUCCUCCUCUUCCUGUUGUGGAAGAUGUAUUAGAAGACCAAGAGGGGCCUGAAGAUAGAAUUGAGGUUUCUAGGGGUUGCCCAAGUUCUUUUAUACCUAGUAUCACUCCUACAAGAGCUGCAAGAGUUCGUCCUAAUUUUGGUGCCUAUGGUUUUGAUCGGACUAUUGUGGAUAAAAUUGAAUGUACGACAGCGCAUUUUCAGGCUCCAAAACUGGUGGACAUUGAUUUACAAUUUUUAAAAGAUCCAACUCAGCAGGCAUCAUUCAAACCUAUACAUAUGCCUAAAGUGACGCCCACACUUUCAAACUAUUCGCAACCAGCUGCUAUUAGACGUGAAUUAGUAAACAUAGCUAGUAGUGAUAUUGAAAAGGCUAUGGCUGCAAUAUCAAGACUUGAUACCAUUGCUAAUUCUGACAAGUGGUGUCAUCUAACUGACUUUGUCGAUCACAUGGUUUCUCAACUAAAUCACUUAAUAAUAAUUCUGAAUCAAAGUGGACAUCCAGAAGUUGUAAAUUGCUAUAGAGCAAAUUUUUCACUCUUCAUGAAGGUAUGCAACAAUCCAGAGCUUUGCUCUCAAAUUACUGAAGGUACUCUUUAUAAAAUAGUGGAGCAGCUCCUUAAUUUGUUGGCUGAACCACGUUUAGAAAGGUUUGAGAAACAAGACAUGUUUGUCAGAGUUGUUAAUAAUUUAGUCAUAAGGCUUCUUGAGAACUCAAAUAAAACCAAUAUUCUAUGUGCCUUAUUGAAAAUUCUUUAUAGUAUAGUAAAUAAUCCAAAAGCAACUAAUCAUUAUAGGGAUUUAGUUGUUAAAUGCAUUUGGAAAUUAAAUAAAGCUCAAUCAGAAUGGGAUUCUGAAUUAGAUUAUUCCAGGAUACUUAAUGAAUUCCAUACUUUCCUAAAGGAUUAUCCUACUGCAUGGUGGAAAAACAAAGAAGUUGAUGUUCCUUUAAGAACUGUUAAAACUGUCUUACAUACAAUGGUUAAAACUAGAGGCACUGAAGUAAGAGACAUAGUUGAAAGAAUGCCUGAUAUAUCAAAGGACUCUGAAUUGUAUACUUACAUAAAGAAAGUCAUCAAGCAUCUUAAAGUUGAAGAGCACUCAAAAGACUUAACUUCUUGCAAAGAAAAUGAACCUAGAAAUAUUAUUACUCCUACCCCUAGAAUCUCUAAAGAAACUCAAGACGAACUAUCUGAAAUAUUCCGUAUGAUUGGUGAUUUUGAAGAAACAUCACAGGGAAUAAAAAGGUUGUUUGCAUUUAAAAAGUCUCAUCCAGAAGCUGAUGUGCAACCUUUCCUCUCUAAAGCAACCCCCCAGUUUCAACAGUACAUCAGACGAGGACUACAAGCUUUGGAGCAGCAACAACUAGAGUCAUCAGACAGUAACAAGAAGGAAAACAAAGAUAGUGAAUCCCAGCAAGUAAAAGGAAAGGAACACUUCACCGAGGAAGCUGAAUUACUUUGGAAUCGAUUAAAGCAUCUUCAAGAAAAAUCGGGUUGUCAAGUUGAUAAAAAUAAGGAAGAAGUGUCUGACAGAUUAAAAGAACUGCCGAAUAGGGUGAUCCUGAAAAAUGAAUGUCAGGUUUCUGAUAUCGAGAAAAUGAGGAAACGAAUAGAACUGAUUAAAAAAAAAAAUGCAAAUAAUUAAAUUAUGUCUUAAUUGUUUUUUAAACAACACUCUAAAGAUAAUGAUGUUAAAAUUAUUUUUCGAAUCAAUCUAUAUAAUUUUUCCUCAGUGAGAUGUACAUUGUUUU